Rangifer tarandus platyrhynchus (Svalbard reindeer) is the source of this 1116-nucleotide messenger RNA. Lineage: Eukaryota; Metazoa; Chordata; Mammalia; Artiodactyla; Cervidae. The record is from the annotation of a GenBank genome assembly.
AUGGGCCAGCGUGGGGCGGGGGUGGGGGGCGGCGCGCCGGCCCGCCCCCAAGUUUCCCUGCCGCUGCGCCCGCGACAUGCCGCGCCGCACGUUGCUGCCUCCCGGCCCCGCCGCGACCUGGCCCGCCGCCAGCGGGUCAGCUGCUUCGGACCGAGCGCGGGAGGCUGCCGGCCAGAGUCCUCGCCGCGCCGCCGGCGGCGAAGCGUCGGGCCGCGGCACGCCCCCUGGGGCCUGGCAGGGGUCUUCCCUCUGGCGUCCCAUUCCUUGCUCUUCCUGUGCAGUGAGAACCCCUUCGUUCCUCUCUGCCUGCCCUCCAUGGCCCCGAGGCGCAGGCCCCAGCGCUUGCAUGGCCUGCACCACCCUAGCACCUCCGUGGCCCCACGUCGAAUGGAGGAGACGCACAAGGGAGGCCUCAAGUGCGCGCGCGCGGGAGCCGGCGCCGCGCGGGCGGGGGAGCGGCUGCGGGUACGCGUGCGCGUGCGGUGCCGGCCCCGAGCGCGCUCGCAGGGCUCCGGAGCAAGCGGCUCUUCUGUGCGCCCAGGGCCACCCAGCAGGCAGGACGUGGGCUACGUGAGGGGCCAGCGGAGGCGGCUGCUUCGGCCGGCAGCUGCCUGCCCAGCUCAAGGGGCCAAGGCCGGGAGGCUGGGCUGUGGGGUCCAUUGUCUGGCGAGCACAGACUCAGCAGCAGCCGGCAGCGGGCUCUUGGCAGAAGCUCUGGUCCUGCUCCCCCCACGCAGGCACGCCCUGGCCCGCACGUCCUCGCCUGGGCCUCCAGCCACCAUGGUACUGUCCGCUGUGCUGGCCACUGCUGCGGCUGUCCUCCAGGGGGCACUGCUUGGGCACCUGGGAAGUCCUUGCAGGAGGGAUCCAGCAGCCCUGGGGGGUGACAGUGAACCUCCUGAAAAGGGCAUGUCGGAAAUGCAAGAGCGCUCCAAGCAGAGGGCUUUACAGGGUUCGGAACAGAAUAGGAGACCCCAAAGACAGAAACUGCAUGUGUCCAGCACAGGAAAUCUCAUAUUGGUGAACGUAAUUAUUGUGGUGGGGCGGACAGUGGCGGUGGUGGUCACCGUGGUGGAGGCCACGGUGGGUGUGAUGACGGUGGCCGUGUGGUGGUGA